Molecule: messenger RNA, 1623 nt
Organism: Pestalotiopsis fici W106-1
Lineage: Eukaryota; Fungi; Ascomycota; Sordariomycetes; Amphisphaeriales; Sporocadaceae
Exons: 2
Coding region: 1-1623 (540 amino acids)
Molecular function (GO): monooxygenase activity; oxidoreductase activity, acting on paired donors, with incorporation or reduction of molecular oxygen; iron ion binding
Source: RefSeq, a predicted model, not a curated record
AUGUAUCUUGAGUCUCUGCUUCGAAGGGCGUCGACCUGCGACUUGUUCGCCUGGGCUUCUGCCUUGGCCCUCGCUUGUGUGAUCACAACUGCGAUUUACCGACUAUAUUUCCACCCUCUUGCAAAGUAUCCCGGCCCAUUCUUGGCUCGUGUGUCGAGUUUCCCAUCCUAUUGGCAUACCCUCAAAAGAGACAGGCAUAUUUGGCUUUGGCGCCUACAAGAGGAAUAUGGUCACACGUUUCGCUACCGCCCAAACAGCGUGCUCAUCAACACGCCUGCGGCAUAUCGUACACUUUUUGGGCCUCAGGGCAACGUCAAGAAGGCCCUCUACUAUGAAGUUUGGCCACGAAACGUAGAUGCAUUGACUACAUGGAACAGCACGACCAUUGCAACCCAUGCGCGAAAGCGCCGGGUGCUCAAUCAGGCAUUCUCAAACGAGGCGCUCAAGUCUAUUGAGCCAUUCGUGCUGUCCAAUGCUGACAGGUGGUGUGAACUUAUUGCCAGCGAGGCUGCUAGGGGCACCAGCGGUUGGUCGCAGUCCCUGAACAUGGCCGAUUGGGUCAACUGGCUUGUUUUUGACAUCCUGGGCGAUCUCUGCUUUGGAAAGUCCUUUGACAUGAAGGAGCCCAAGAGCGAGCUACGAUAUGUACCCCAUCUCAUGGCAGAGUUUCUGGUGCUCAUGCAUCCUAUUGCUUACUCGCCGUUUGCUGGAUUCUGGGUAUGGGCAAAGCCAAGAGGGUUGGACUACCUGCUGUCCUUCGCAUCGCCUCCGGCUCUGAAGAAUUGGGAAUCGUUUGUGGAAAAGUGUCUUGCAGACCGUACCAAGAUGGAAGCCGACCUGGAGAAAUCGGAAAAGACGGUCGAAGGGCGCAAGGACUUCUUUCAUUACCUUUUCCACGCGGUGGAUCCAGAGACAGGCAAGAGAGGAUUUCCACUGGAUGAACUCUAUGGUGAGGCCGAGUCUCUGAUCAUUGCUGGUUCCGAUACUACCUCAAUCAUCAUGAGUGCCAUGUUCUUCUAUCUGGCUCGAAACCGAGUGGUUCAGGAGAAGCUCGCAAAGGAGGUUCUCUCGACGUUUGAGAGUGCGGCCGAGAUCAGAAGCGGGCCCAAGCUUGGUAGCUGCAAGUACCUGCGCGCCUUCAUCCAGGAGGCUCUUCGCAUGACACCACCAGUGAGCGCGGAGCCUUCGCGAACAGUCAUGAAGGGUGGCACGACUGCUGAUAGCCAGUACUUCCCCGAGGGGACGGACAUCAGCGUCGGCUUGUAUUGUCUCAGUUACAGCAAGGACGUCUUUCAGGAUCCUUUCCAGUUCAAGCCGGAGCGUUGGAUUGUCGGCGAGGACGGUGCGACAGAGGAGAGUGUUGAGCUGGCCGAAUCUGGAUUCUGUGCAUUCUCCUAUGGAUCCCGUGGCUGUCCGGGUAAGCAGGUUGCCUGGAUGGAAAUGACCAUUGUCAUGGCCAAGGUUGUAUUCAACUUUGAGCUCAGACCGGAUGCCGAGAACAAGCUUGGCGCUGGCGACCCGAUGAAUGGAAAACCUGGACGCCGGAAUGCGGAACAGUAUCAGACCUAUGAUGCGUUCGUAUGUAUGAGAGAUGGACCGAUGGUGCAGUUCAAGAAGCGAUAG